UUAAUACUUUUAUGUAAUAAUAUCUACUAACUUUAGUAGUCAAACAAAAAAAUCUCCUAACUUUAUUUGAAGUUUUUUUUAUCACAUUUCGUUGCAAGAGAUUUAUAUGAUUGUAAUCUUCUUAUGUUACAAAUCAAUUCAAUUAAUGUACUAUAUAUGGUGGUCCUGGACAACAUAAGUCUUCAAAAGGUUGUGUCCUUAAUGACUAACCGAUUAAUGCAAACAUACUGUGUUUCUCUUCCAACGUCGUUAAAUUUUUUUUUCGUACGCGAGGUGGAGAAAUUACAUGUAGGUUGAUUGAGAUUUAGUGUUAUAGGGAUCUCUCAUAUGGAUAACUACGUUACACGUGCAAUAGAUUCAGCCGCGAAUCUCCCUGAUUGAGAUUCUGCUACCAUUAUCAAGAAAUAUUAUGUAGGGAUUCGUCGUCGGUUAAGAGAAAAAGGUGGUUUUGUUUGCUUAACCUCCAAUCUCCUCAGCUCUAUCACGAUUUUAAGCCGUCUUAUACGCAAGAGAGACGAAUACUUUUAUUUCACAUAUAAUAAUAAUAAUAUAAAAACUAGCAAGACAAUAACCAAGAGAUUAAGGAAUCACUUAGACAUUUACGUAUUAGUUACACAUGAGAUAUUCUAAAAUGCAAGUCCCUUAGACUCGGCGCCGUUAUCUUGGCACCAUCUGCCUCACACCCGCUUCUUUUAUCUCUUUUUUCUUCCUUCUAAAUCGCAAUCAUCAAGACCCUAACCUAACUAAACUAAAAUUUACCUAACUAACCACCCUAAUAUCAAGAUCCAAGAUUCAAGACAUUUAUCCAUCUCUAACUGUACAUGUAACGCCAAAAUCUAACAUACACAUAUAUACUCCUUUACUAUGGUAAAAGAUUAGUAUCUAUAUAACCGAUCCUGAAAUUUUAAAAAUUAAAUCCUACAAUGACAAAAAGAUAACACAUUAUCAAGUCAUGAGUUGCAUACUAAAUGUAAUUAAUUCAAAAUGUCAGUUCUAUAAAAUAAUACAAAAAUUAGACCAAAAAAAUAAUAAUAUAAAAAUUAGAAAAAGGGGAAGGAACUUGAGAGUAGUUUCUUUAGCAGUUAAGCUGACUUCCAAAAAGCCAUAAUCCUCGCUCUCAAUCUCAUCAACGCCAUUUGCAUUCUUUGGCUAUAUAUACAUGCUUAUAUUCACAUGAACCAUCAAGCCAUACCUCAAAAGUGCUCUGAGCUUUGCUUUAGCCAAGCCACUUUUACAAGAAUGGCUUCCCCUUUCUUGUUUGUUUUCCUUCUCUCUGGUAUUUUACUAGGAAACACCUAUGCUGGUCCCAAUUACAGAGAAGCACUCUCAAAGUCAUUGCUCUUUUUCCAAGGUCAGCGGUCUGGUCGCCUCCCUGGUGACCAAAAACUCUCAUGGAGGUUCAACUCUGGCCUGUCUGAUGGCUCCUCUGCUCAUGUGGAUUUGACUGGAGGGUACUAUGAUGCUGGUGACAACGUGAAGUUCAAUUUCCCAAUGGCCUUCACCACCACCAUGCUCUCCUGGAGCUCUUUGGAGUACGGUAAGAAGAUGGGACCAGAACUCCAGAACGCCCGUGUGGCCAUCCGUUGGGCCACGGACUAUCUGCUUAAAUGUGCCAGGGCUACACCCGGGAAGCUUUACGUUGGAGUAGGAGACCCAAACGGUGAUCACAAGUGCUGGGAACGUCCAGAAGAUAUGGACACUCCUCGCACAGUCUACUCUGUGUCACCCUCGAACCCUGGCUCUGAUGUAGCAGCUGAAACCGCUGCUGCUCUAGCAGCUAGCUCCAUGGUUUUCAGGAAAGUUGAUCCCAAGUACUCUCGCUUGCUCCUGGCAACAGCCAAGAAGGUAAUGCAGUUUGCUAUUCAGUACCGUGGCGCUUACAGUGAUUCCCUUUCCUCUGCUGUUUGUCCUUUCUACUGCUCCUACUCUGGCUACAAGGACGAGCUUCUGUGGGGAGCGGCAUGGCUUCAUAGAGCAACCAACAAUCAGUAUUACUUAAACUUUAUUAAAUCCUUGGGAGGUGGAGACCAGCCUGACAUAUUCAGUUGGGAUAAUAAGUAUGCUGGUGCUUAUGUUCUUCUCUCACGACGAGCAGUACUAAACAAAGACAACAACUUUGAGGUCUACAAGCAAGCAGCUGAAAAUUUCAUGUGCAAGAUCCUUCCUAACUCUCCUUCAUCUUCCACAAAGUACACUCAAGGUGGCUUGAUGUACAAGUUACCUCAGAGCAAUCUACAAUACGUGACAUCAAUAACAUUCUUGCUUACGACCUACGCUAAAUACAUGAAGUCCACGAAACACACGUUCAACUGCGGAAACUCUUUCAUCGCUCCCAACGCUCUGAUAAACUUGUCGAAGCGUCAAGUCGAUUACAUCCUCGGUGUGAAUCCGAUGAAAAUGUCUUACAUGGUUGGAUUCGGAUCGAGUUUCCCCAAGAGAAUCCACCAUAGAGGAUCCUCUCUCCCGAGCCGAGCAGUCCGUUCAAAUUCUCUGGGAUGCAGUGGCGGGUUCCAGUCUUUUCGCACACAAAACCCUAACCCUAACAUAUUAGCUGGAGCUAUCGUGGGAGGACCGGAUCGAAACGACCAGUAUCCAGACCAGAGAGAUGAUUACAGCCGGUCUGAACCAGCUACUUACAUAAAUGCGGCAUUUGUCGGACCCUUGGCCUAUUUUGUCGGAAAGUCGCAUUGAAUAGACGGUGUCUGGUCUCUUUGGCUUGAAUGGCCACUCACUCUUAGUUCAUUGCCUUUUUUUUUCUACAAUUUGAAAAGUCGUUAGAGAUCGGUUAGUCUAAAUCCUACGCGCGAAAAGAAGUGAACGGGUUUGGCUAUUCGAAUGUAAACUGUAAUGGGCUUUUAGUUCCAUGACUAAUCGGACUAUUUAGAAAGCUCAUCUUUGGCUC
Molecule: messenger RNA, 2902 nt
Organism: Brassica napus (rape)
Lineage: Eukaryota; Viridiplantae; Streptophyta; Magnoliopsida; Brassicales; Brassicaceae
Product: endoglucanase 3
Exons: 4
Coding region: 1174-2691 (505 amino acids)
Biological process (GO): carbohydrate metabolic process
Molecular function (GO): hydrolase activity, hydrolyzing O-glycosyl compounds
Source: RefSeq, a predicted model, not a curated record